GCAGCGCGCUAGUGUUCCCUUCUAGCCUAGCGAAUGUGUCGUCCCGUUCGUCGUCACGGACGUAUUUCCCGUAGAAUAUGAACGUGAUCGCGAAAUCGACAACCCUCGCGCCGUUCCUUCGGGCGACGGCGACCGCCGUCUCGAACGGAGGGAUACCGGUGGCCGCGACCGGUAAGGUUCACAAGCCGAAGAUUGCCGUUCCUCCUUCCGUCAGACGGACACUCCAGCAGACCACCUAUCAGGUUCUUCUUACCGGACCUACGUGCGUAAGCUCGGGAGUCGCAGCCAGUACGCAGGUGCAUCAGCGACGUUUGGCACACACCGACAUUCAGUGGCCAGACUUCUCCCAUUAUCGCAAAGAUGAAGUGCAAGAUCCAAACGCAAAGUCACGGGACAGUGCGUCGUCCCGAAAGGGUGUCUCCUAUCUUGUCGCAGCUGGUGGUUCCGUGGCAGGUGUCUAUGGCGCGAAAGUCAUAGUGCUCAACCUCGUUGGGAUGCUGAGCGCAUCAGCCGACGUACUCGCCAUGUCGAAAAUCGAGAUAAAGCUCGACAGUAUCCCCGAGGGCAAGAGCGCUGUCUUCAAGUGGCGCGGAAAGCCCCUGUUUGUGCGACACAGAGGGGAAGCAGAAAUCGCGACGGAAGGCAAGGUGGACGUUGCGAGUCUCCGCGAUCCGGAAGAGGACAGCGCUCGCGUGAAGGAUCCCAAGUGGCUGGUCGUUCUAGGCGUUUGCACGCACCUGGGAUGCGUGCCCAUCGCUAACGCGGGAGAUUGGGGCGGUUAUUAUUGCCCGUGCCACGGGUCCCACUACGACGCCAGCGGUAGGAUUAGAAAGGGACCGGCCCCGCUGAACCUCGAAGUACCACCCUACGAGUUCGUCGAAGGCAACGUGCUCGUUGUUGGUUAAUGACUAUUUGCGAUAUCUGUAGUCAAGUAAUAAAAUAAUUUAUGUAUGAUAAGAUGCUCCGUGGGCACACCUGCGCAACACCUUGUUAGCAACGCAAAGAAAUUGGAGAAAUGUGUGGUUUUGUAUAUUUCUUGAAACUUUAUUGGAGAGCCUUCAUUCGAACAUCCGCUGAUACAUCCGCUGUGUCGGAUUUAGAAUAAAUGUUAAGUGAAAAUA
Messenger RNA from Temnothorax curvispinosus, 1121 nucleotides. RefSeq names its product cytochrome b-c1 complex subunit Rieske, mitochondrial (gene RFeSP). The record is from RefSeq and is a predicted model, not a curated record. Gene Ontology annotation, cellular component: membrane. The transcript is spliced from 4 exons. Lineage: Eukaryota; Metazoa; Arthropoda; Insecta; Hymenoptera; Formicidae. Bases 78 to 905 code for a protein of 275 amino acids. Gene Ontology annotation, biological process: mitochondrial electron transport, ubiquinol to cytochrome c. Gene Ontology annotation, molecular function: quinol-cytochrome-c reductase activity; 2 iron, 2 sulfur cluster binding.